AUGGAGAUCUUUGCUGGAGGGGUAGGCGGGAGCGACGGAGUGUUCAAGGCAAGUCGUUGUCUUCUACAAAGUGGAAUAUGCUUAGGCAGCGCAUUCAAAGCCACCCUCCGACACGAAGUCUUGCAGCUGGCAAUGAUAUUUGUCUGUGGUAUCAACCAACUCAGCCCAGGCGCAUAUUUCCUCCGCCACGACCUCUUCUCAUGCAUUGUGAUGACCGUCACUUCGCCAGACACAGAGCAGUUCACAUUCGAGGCCGCCCUGCUCCUUGCAUUGCUCGCCAAUUUCCAUAAAUCCGACGCCGCGAAACAAAACCCUUACUUGCGUCACAUUCGCGAGUGCGAGAAUGCUGAGUUCAUGCGCAAAGUCUGUUGGGCCAGCAAUUUCGCUGCUUCAGCUGCAAUCAAGGCGUAUCAAGCAAUCAUGGACGAUUCGCCGCCAACCCUCGCCAGCAGCUUCAACUCGUUCCUCUCGGCACUACGUCCUGAUCGAGCCUUUGCGUCUAAACCCGUAGAUCCACCGCGGGAACUGUUCAAGAACCAACCCGUCGAAGCCUGUGUCAUCUUGCUUCCUCUCCACGAGCUCUUGUACGGUAGCCCGGUGUUCCGGCGCGUCUUCGUCAAGACGUUAGAAGGGGACACCAAGACGGCCGCCAAGAUCACCCCUCUACCUCUGACCUUACUAUCUUUAUCAUCAUAUUUAUUGUCGCAUGCGUCAUCGUCCUCGUCUCCUCGUGCGAUUGCCUAUGCAAACCUAGCACUGAAUAUCCUCCUUGUCAUGUCUGAAAACGAUGAGAUCCUGGCGGGUUUGCAAGUAGAAAGCGCUGAAGACGUCCAUCUCUGCAGACAGAGACUGCCUGCACUACCUGCGACAACACCCCCACGAUCCCCAUUGUGUGCUCUUUUGGAUUGUUGUAUUCUAUGGCUACGCCAUAACCUACAUAAGAAGCUUGAAGCAAACUCUUACAUAACAUGUAUCAGAGCAUGUACAAGAGUGAUAUGGUACCUCCAGCGCGAACAUGUCCGUCUAGAGUACCAUUGGCAGGAAUUGUGGCGCUCCCUCACCAAUCUCCUCGACUUCCUGGCGAACAAGUUUGACAACCUGAUCACCACCGGCGGUGUCGAGCAGCUCUCCCACGAAACACUGCUGCUCCUAGACCUUGCACUUUGCCGUAAUGAGCUACUACUCCCUAGCCCGAAAGCGAUCCAUGAACUGGUUUACCAAAUCGUCUGCUCUGCGGAGGUAUUCCGAAAGCAGAAAGCGAUGUUGGAUCAGCUGAGCAAUCCACACACCUCUUCGAGAAGAGUGUCGAGCGCUCUGUCAAACGCCUCGCAAGCUCUCGCCAAUAUCACCGCUGUCGCCGAACAGUACGAAGCGAAGCUGCGGGAGGCCGCUAUCCGCUCAGCGAACCAAGGCAUCCGGGCGAUAGCCAAGGAAAUCGAGAAGGACGGACUGAACUACGGACAAGAUUUGCACGGUGCAGAUGACCCUCCGUGA
Epithele typhae is the source of this 1494-nucleotide messenger RNA. RefSeq lists its product as uncharacterized. Bases 1 to 1494 code for a protein of 497 amino acids. The transcript has 10 exons. The record is from RefSeq and is a predicted model, not a curated record. Gene Ontology annotation, cellular component: cytosol. Gene Ontology annotation, biological process: regulation of Golgi organization. Lineage: Eukaryota; Fungi; Basidiomycota; Agaricomycetes; Polyporales; Epitheliaceae.